CAACAAAUUACUCAAAUGUCAGAGCCUAACACUACACAAAAUACGAUUCUCAUUCCGCCAAUCUUUGUUAUAAAGUACUGGCUAAAUACCAGCUUUCAGGAUUGGUCUGUUGAGUCGUUCGACAUAUUUUGGAUCCAACAAAAUCCAACUCUCUAUCAAAGGCAAGAUCGAGCCCAUACUUCGUUAGUUUCCGAGUUGAAAAUUCUCUCUAAAGCAUCUGAUCAAAGGGUGGUAGAAAAAGCGUUGUUGUUACGUAAAUUAUUAAAGGGUUGGGUGCUUCCUAACCUGAUGGGGAAGAGAAGCGUGAUGGCUUCACUUAUUGUGAUUCUUUCGCGUGUUUAUGUUGACCGGGAGUACUACGCCCCUCGGUGCUUCCGAGGAAGGAAAUCUGCAGAAAUUAUUGAUAUUAUCUGGGACCGGAGCAAAGAAAUAGCGGAUUCAAAAGUUCGUUUAAUGCUGAGUGAAUUGCUAACCAAGAAUCGCAACAAGCACGCUAUAAGAGAAGACAGCCAGUCGGAUGAUCUGUUCGAAAAAAUAAAUGAAGAUGACGAGGAAUUUCUUGAAAAUGUUGGACUUCUAUUUAAUGAGUUAAAUGAGCAGUCAAUUAUCGAGAAAGUUGAUGAGAAUUCGCUAUUUGACGAAGUUCGAUUGCCAUCAGUAAACAUUAAUAACAAAACAUCAGAGGAGUUCCUUGAUACAAAUACAAUCGAGGCAUUUAUCGAAUAUCAAAAAAAGAUAACAAAAACUCGUAAGGCUUUGACUCUCAAAAACUCAGGGAUAAAGGAUAUGGAUAUACAAAAAUUAUCUCAGGAUUUUUCAAACAAAAUCGGAUGGAAUGAUAUUACAGCCCCAAAAGAAAUUCAAGAAUAUUUCGACAGAAAUUGUGUUGAUGUCGAUAAUAUCGAUGUCAUAAAAAAAUUAGACAGGAACGUCCAAUUCAUGGUAGAUAAAUUGCCUAAGCUACGAAAGACGUGCACCGAAGAAGAGCUAAAAAUGUCAACAACAUUUCCAUUGUUUUCAGGAAUUUUUAAUUCGCCGAAUAUAAAUAAUUCUUGGGGUGAAAUUCAAGCAAUCUCGACAAAUAAAGCACGGAAUGAAGAAAAAAAUCCCUUCAUGAAGACUAGAAUCGGACACAAGGUUGACAUGAAAGGAACCUUGGUCAGAACGCCGAAUAAAUUUGAAAUAAUAUAUGGCGAAGUUUCCGGUGGUUUGACUUCUUUCGGCUUGCCCGCUUCCUGUAGGAAAAAACAAUAUGUGGACAAAGUAAAACUUAUGGUGAUGUUAAGGGAUAGUCUGAAUCAAUUCUUUAAAAACUAUUUGCACGUAACAGACGAACAACGUAAAAAGUUAAUAGUCUACGGUUGGUUACAAGUUGCUAAGCUUUUACGCUAUGACUCUGAAAAAGAUAUACAAUUAUUUUCGGAACUUAUGGAUUAUGAAAUACAAAUUAAUAAUCAUUCUCAUAGAAGCUUACUUCGAAAGACAAAAGAAAGGGCUCUGAAAAUUUACGACCUUUUUAAUGAAUUGGGGGAUGAUAGGAUCAAGCGAAUUAAGACUUUUACAGCUACAACACUAACUAAAUUAUCUCAGGAUGAUAUUAAUCACGUAUUAGCAAAGGUUUCGCUAUGA
This is a messenger RNA of Acaulospora morrowiae, 1629 nucleotides long. NCBI's taxonomy places the organism in Eukaryota, Fungi, Glomeromycota, Glomeromycetes, Diversisporales, Acaulosporaceae. The record is from the annotation of a GenBank genome assembly.